GGAAUGCUGACCUAAUUGAGAAGCGUGAGCCAGGCAUCCCCCUCCUCACCAUUUGCAACCAUCAAUCUUGUAUGGAUGAUCCACACCUCUGGGGUAUCCUGAAAUUAAGGCAUGUCUGGAACUUGCAAAAGAUGAGGUGGACCCCCACAGCUGCAGACAUAUGUUUCACUAAGGAGCUGCAUUCUCGUUUCUUCAGCCUUGGGCGAUGUGUUCCUGUCUGUCGUGGAGAUGGGGUCUACCAGAAAGGCAUGGAUUACAUACUUGAGAAGCUCAACCAUGGAGAUUGGGUGCAUGUGUUCCCAGAAGGAAAAGUGAACAUGACCCAAGAGUUUGUACGCUUCAAGUGGGGCGUUGGACGCCUUCUAGCUGAGUGCCGCCUGCACCCUAUCAUAGUGCCACUCUGGCAUGUAGGGAUGAAUGACGUACUUCCCAAUGCACCCCCUUAUGUGCCCCGUUUUGGACAGAAAAUCACUGUAUUAAUUGGGAAGCCAUUCAGUUGCCGUCCUUUGCUGGAGCGCCUACGGGCAGAGAACAAGUCAGCGAUGGAAAUGCGCAAAGCAUUGACAGAUUUCAUUCAGGACGAGAUCCAAACUCUGAAGGACCAGGCUGAGAGACUGCAUCAGACAUUCAAGCUGCAGGGCUAGCAAUGGGGGUGCCAAUGAGCCUUGGAGGCCCUCCCACUGAAAUGCAGAAUGGACAGUCCGGAAGCAUGAUGGGGAAUGAAGUCCCUCCGUGGAAAGCCUCUAACCUUAGCUCUUGAGUGAAACCUUCCUACUUUUCCACCUGCCACCUGUGCUUCCCAAUGCCACAAAUAUAUUGGCAGUGCAUGCAGAGCACUGGUUGAAGGUUCCCAUGCACCACACUGAGCCUUGCACCCCAUUGGUGUGCUCUCUCAUUGUGCCUGUCUCCCAAAGGGGAGAGGAAGGACUCAGAACUGUUUUUGUAAGUAGCAUUUUCCAUUGCCAGAACGUAGAGUUGCUGAAAUUUCAACUUAGCGUCUCUUGGUGAGGCAUGUACAAAAACUGGGAAGAGCUUGAGGGAGGAGGUAAAGGCAGACCCUGCCCCCUCAUAGCAGUGAUGCCCCUUUGCACCAGCCUCCCUUGCUUGGGGGAAAGAAGGAUAGAGAGAUCCUUUUUUAAGGUGAAAAUAUUGGUCUGUAGAUGACUUUUAUACUUCGGACUUUUCCAAUAAAUGAUUCCAAUCCCUGCCUCAA
This is a messenger RNA of Sceloporus undulatus (fence lizard), 1213 nucleotides long. RefSeq names its product tafazzin, phospholipid-lysophospholipid transacylase (gene TAFAZZIN). Bases 72 to 644 code for a protein of 190 amino acids. Gene Ontology annotation, biological process: cardiolipin acyl-chain remodeling; inner mitochondrial membrane organization. The record is from RefSeq and is a predicted model, not a curated record. Lineage: Eukaryota; Metazoa; Chordata; Lepidosauria; Squamata; Phrynosomatidae. The transcript has 9 exons. Gene Ontology annotation, molecular function: 1-acylglycerophosphocholine O-acyltransferase activity. Gene Ontology annotation, cellular component: mitochondrial membrane.